Molecule: messenger RNA, 1059 nt
Organism: Capsella rubella
Lineage: Eukaryota; Viridiplantae; Streptophyta; Magnoliopsida; Brassicales; Brassicaceae
Product: GDSL esterase/lipase At5g03610
Exons: 5
Coding region: 1-1059 (352 amino acids)
Molecular function (GO): hydrolase activity, acting on ester bonds
Source: RefSeq, a predicted model, not a curated record
AUGGAUUCCAUGAUAAAACUCUUCGUCUCUCUAUUACUCUUCUUGUUCUCUUCUCUCCUCUUUGGAGACAUCAGUGCAAGUAAGCAUGUUCAUCAUCAUCAGAAGUUGCAAGGUCGUCCAACGAAGCUUUUUGUGUUUGGUGAUUCUUACGUCGAUACCGGAAACAUUAAGAUGCAUGACGCUCCUUCAUGGGAAGUCCCUUAUGGUAUCACAUUCCCCCGCAAACCCUCCGGCCGUUUCUCAGACGGCCGCGUCUCUACCGAUUAUCUAGCCAAAUUGUUGGGGUUAAAAUCUCCCAUUCCUUACCAAUGGAAAGAUUACGCGGGACAUGAACGGUUAGAGUACGGGAUGAAUUUUGGAGUUGGGGGAACCGGAGUCUUUGAAACUAUAAAUUCAAAUAUGACCAUGACUUAUCAAAUCAAUCUUUUCGAACAACUCAUCGGCGAUGUCUAUUCACCAUCCGACCUUUCUUCUUCCCUAGCUCUCGUUAGUGUUGCUGGCAACGACUACAUAACUUACAUCCUUGGAAAUGGCACAAAUAAACCUGGAUUUAUAACGUAUAUGAAGCAAGUCAUAGAUCAAACCGAGGUGAAUUUGAGGCGAAUCCAUGCAUUGGGAGUGAAAAAGAUAGCAAUACCGUUAUUGCAGCCGCUCGGGUGCGUCCCUGUUGUCUCCAAAGGCUCUUUGGUUGCUGAUUGCAAGGAUCGUAUAAACGUUGCCGUGAUCAUUCACAACAACUUAUUGCAGUCAGUAGUGGCCAAGCUUAACAAGGAGACCAAAGAUUCCACUUUCAUGGUUAUUGAUUACUACAACGCUUUCUUGACUGUCUUCAAGAACAAAGGAGAGACUCCAGGGAGUACCAAGUUUGAAACUCCGUUGAAAGAGUGUUGUGGAGGAAUAUGUGGUGCUGUGGAUGAGAAAGGUGUGAAGAACUAUACCUUAUGUGAUGAUCCUACAUCUGCUUUCUUUUGGGAUGGACUUCACCCUACUCAGGAAGGAUGGAAAUCGGUUUACGCGGUUUUAGGCAAAAAUCUAACUGCGUCUUUGAUGAAAGCCUAA